CCAAUACUCAUUAAUAUGAAUGAGAACGUGUCUACUAAUGGAAUAUAAAUUAUUUAUUACAAGAAGUUAUUAAUAUUAAAUGGAUUGGAUCUAUCUCAUUCGUGUUAUAAUUGGUUUAUUUCUAAUGAAACAACUCAUCUCUCUUCUAUACAUCAUAUUCAUUUAUACAAUUGGAAAGAGAUUAUUUUCUAAAAGGAAAUUAUUGAAAGAAGCUGGUGAAUGGGCAAUUGUCACUGGUGCAACAGAUGGAAUUGGUAAAGUAUAUGCAGAAGAAUUAGCUAAUGAUGGUUUAAAAAUUAUGUUGAUUAGUAGAAAUGAAGAGAAACUUUUGAAUGUUGCUAAUGAGAUUGAACGUAAUUAUCAUGUAGAGACAAGAAUAGUAACAGCUGAUUUUACAAGUACUGAUGUCUAUCAAAGAAUACAAGAAGCUAUAGAUCAAUUAUCAUCAAUUGCUUGUUUAGUCAAUAAUGUUGGUAUGGGUGUUCCUAAAUUAGACUAUUACGCAACAGCAGACUAUAUAACUAUAGAUUUUAUUAAAAACAUCGUUUUUUGUAAUACUUUACCGAUUGCUAUGAUGACCCAUUUAGUAUUACCAAAAAUGUUAAAACAAUCAACAACUGGUAUGGCUAUCAUUAAUAUUGGAUCACAUUCUGGUUAUAGAGCAUUUCCAUUUUUAUCAUUAUAUUCAGCAACAAAAUCAUUUGUGAAUCAAUUAUCUAGAUCCAUUUCGAAUGAGAACUAUGAUCAUCGUAUUCAUAUUCAAACAGUUUGUCCAAUGUUUGUAUCUACAGCAAUGAAUGGUUAUUGUAAAAUGUCAUUAUUGAUUCCUGAUCCAAAAAUUUAUGUUCAACAUGCAUUAAAUAUGUUAGGUGUUGAACAGGAAAUAUUCGGUUAUAUAGGGCAUGCUAUUCAAGCUUAUAUAAAUAGUUUUUUACCAAAUUCAUUUCUAAGAUAUUAUAUGUUAUUCAUAAGAUGGUGGAUUAUUAUGAUAAAACAUAUUUAAUUCGAAUGGAAACGGACAAUAUUCUUAGAUCUAUAUAUAUUACCAUCAUUGAAUGAACUACUUCAAUCAAUUCAGUAUUCAUCUUGUUGUGAUGAUAAGGUGUAGUAAGUUGAACCAAUGCCUGGUCCUGUGUUGUAGCUGACUGACUGAUUGAUUGAUACUUAUAACCUUAUGUCUUUACUAUUGCUAUUAUUAUUAUUAUUAUGAUUAACAUGACAACAUUCAAGAAGACCUCUAUUUACUUUGAUAUUCUUUCUUUUCACUUGUCAUAAUAUAAAUUUAUCUUGUAUACGUAAAACAUCGGUUAUAACUUGUGACCUGUGUGACCUAUUCAUGUAUAAUUUAACGAUAUCGUCAAUUAGGGAGCAGUGAAUUAUCGAUCGGAUCAAUGAAGGUCUUUCUUCCCAUCUAGCCCUACCUGUUACAGUCUAGAACACAAAUCUCAGUCUCCACGGUUUAAAUCGUAUAUUUCAAACAUACUGGGUUUAUAUACCAACCAAACAGACCAUAUCGUACCAUAAAAUAGGAAACAACAUUUGUACAAGAUUUAGUCAAAUGUGCUUGUGAAUGUGGGAGAUUGUAAUUGAAAGACUAGGCAUAACUCAAGAAUGUUAGACCGUAUAAUAAUAGUUUAUAAGUCAAAAUAAAGCUUAUAAUGAGAGGAACACCAAUACGCGUAGUUUAGUUACUUAACAAUUAUACAAUACAAAAUAGAUGUAUAGUACUAGUCUAUAAAUAGAUCCCAACAUACCACACUUUCAAUGGGAUAGGGAAUAGCUUUUCUCUAGGCUAUUCUAGAUACCUCGUUACAGCAGUGCUCAAUUAUAUAAAUCAUUGAGGUGUAAUCUGAUACUUAACUUUUCUGUUGAAAUUUGCAUUGAUCCUCAGAUAUUGAUUUGUGCUGACUACGAUCAUCAGUUUUAAUCAAUAUUGGACAGUUUUUAAGUCAUAUAUAAGACUUAUUGGCGGGCAUACUUAAAUACAGAUUAGUGAUGUGAUAAAUAAAGAGAGAAGAAGAAAAGACAUCAUUAUCUGGACAUAAUUUUAAUCUAUGCAUGCUUAACCAUCUUUUUGUGAGCUCGAUAAGUCACUCUCUGCAUAUGCUGUUUCGAGGAUAAUGGAGUGUGAAUCAGUUACCGGGCAUGUUUCUGAAAUGGAGAGUACUGGACCACUGGGAGGAUCUUGAAGGACUGCUGUUUCGUUCGAAGUACGGCUUAUCGAGGAUCCAUGGAGGUUGCAAUCAUUCUGUAGCUCAGUAUGCAAUUGAGAAAUUAAUCCAUCCACUUCUGUCGCAUCUCUAAAGCAUGAGUGAUUCAGCAGCUGCGUGCGUAAUUAAACUAAGAACUCCAACUAUCGCUCAAAUAGCAGCUGUAAUUGAUCUCAAGGGAGAUUCUUUUUUUGAAUCAGCACUGGUAAUGAAAAUUACUGUAUGAAUAAUGACCAAUGUCGUUCAAGGACACUGAUGAGAAAUCUGGAUGCUGAUUACUCGAAAUAAUUAGAAUGAAUUUCGUCCAAUUACAGGCUGACUUUGGAUCGUAGUUUUUUUUAUACCCCGUCGCCAACUGUUAUGACUUGUGACCGCCGAUUAGAGAGCAGUGAAUUAUCGACCGGAUCAAGGACGCGUAAAGUAAGUGCGAACAGCCUAGAGCUCUGAUUGGUCCUGCUUUCCGCCCAGCCCAGCCCAGCCAGUUAAGUCCAGAGCACCAAUCCAAGCCUCUGUAAUAUGAAUCAUCUGUUUCAAACAUACUUGAUUUAUAUAGAAACCAAACAGACUACAUCGUACCAUAAAAUAGGAAACAACAUUUGUACAAGAAUUAGCCAAAUGUGGCUGUGAAUGGGGGAGGUAGUAAUUAAU
Schistosoma haematobium is the source of this 2858-nucleotide messenger RNA. Its product is annotated as Inactive hydroxysteroid dehydrogenase-like protein 1. The coding region runs from base 80 to 1003 and encodes 307 amino acids. Gene Ontology annotation, cellular component: endoplasmic reticulum. Lineage: Eukaryota; Metazoa; Platyhelminthes; Trematoda; Strigeidida; Schistosomatidae. The record is from RefSeq and is a predicted model, not a curated record. Gene Ontology annotation, molecular function: oxidoreductase activity. The transcript is spliced from 3 exons.